This is a messenger RNA of Pezoporus flaviventris, 1128 nucleotides long. It is a transcript of the gene POU2AF3, whose product is annotated as POU class 2 homeobox associating factor 3. The record is from RefSeq and is a predicted model, not a curated record. The transcript has 5 exons. Gene Ontology annotation, cellular component: cytoplasm. Lineage: Eukaryota; Metazoa; Chordata; Aves; Psittaciformes; Psittacidae. Gene Ontology annotation, molecular function: POU domain binding; DNA binding. Bases 170 to 895 code for a protein of 241 amino acids.
UAAUAUUGUCGGGAUCCACCUGUCAUUGCUGCCAGGCAAGCAGGUCCCUUCGCCCCCAAAUUUCAAGCCUGUCUCCUCUUGCCCCCUUCACCUGCUCUGGGGCCGGGGCCAGGGCCACCACUGCUGCUGCACCAGGCGCCCGGGGAGGUGCUGCCCACUCCUGCUCAGGAUGUCCGGAAAGCCCAAGGUGUAUCAAGGUGUUAGAGUAAAGAUUACAGUUAAGGAGUUACUGCAGCAGAGAAGAGCACGACAAGCAGCAAGCAGUGCAGCAGUUUCCUGGGGCAGCAGCAGCAUCCAGUUUCCAGAGUCUGUGUCUCCACCUCACCCAGGACCUUUUGAUGCAGAACCCAUCUCUUCUGUUCCCAACUAUUGUCCAUCAUGGCAGUUUUCGAAUUGCCUCUCCUGUGAAGAAAGCCCUAGCUAUUUGGAACAACUGGUAGAUUCCUGUCUUCAGACAGAUGCACCCUCAGACCCAGCCUUCAGUGGUUUCCAGACGUCCUCACACUACACCUCAGAUGCCUUCCAGCCAGUCUCACACUGCUUUAACCAGGGCCUGGCUGCUGGAUCCCCCAGUUCGGCUGAUCUGUCCAGCCCAUUGAACUAUAGCUGCUCUCCUCCUCAGCUGUCUCCUUUCACGCCACUGACCCACAGCCCACCCUCUGCUCUGGACUCCGAGACUUACAGCUACCCUGCGGAGGAAUGGUCCUGCCAUACCCCCUCCGCAUACACCACCUCUGCCUGCUGCUGCACUGCCUAUGGCUCCCAGCAUGGGGACAACAGGGUCCCGCAGUACUUCCCCUGCUCCAGCACGGACUGCAUGGACUACCUACCACCCAUGGCCAUGGCCGAUGACUUCUUCAGAAGGGAUAGGAACUGUGACAUCUGCUAUAGCUAAUGGGGACUGUGGUUUUACACAUCCACUGUAUCCAAAUCAGAUUAAUUGCCCAUGAACUAUGCAAAGCUGUGCUGCCUAACACAGUUCAGUUUAUUCUUCACUACUCACACAUUUUCUACAUGACACUGGCACUACAUUAAUCCUCCUGUCUCGUAUGGUCAGGGGUAUCGGGGUGUUUUGUUGUGGUGGUGGUGGUUUGGGGUUCUUUUGCUGCCUUACCAAACACAUGUAAU